Aspergillus mulundensis is the source of this 465-nucleotide messenger RNA. RefSeq lists its product as uncharacterized. Gene Ontology annotation, biological process: proteasome assembly. Lineage: Eukaryota; Fungi; Ascomycota; Eurotiomycetes; Eurotiales; Aspergillaceae. The record is from RefSeq and is a predicted model, not a curated record. The coding region runs from base 1 to 465 and encodes 154 amino acids. The transcript is spliced from 2 exons.
AUGACGGAUACACUUGGCCUCAAUGGUCUCAACCUGGACCUUCCCUUCCCCGCAGCCACCAAUCAAGUCUCUGGAGAUAUCAAAGGAGUGCGUACAGAUGUCAUGGCCGUCAAAUUCAGCGACAAGAUAAUGAUCACAAUAUCGCAAAAGGGCCGACUAGGCCAUUGGCUCCAUGUUCCAUUGGAAAACAAAAACCCAGGCACAGAGGGCCAGCACAGAGCUCCAGACUUCACGGAUGACGGCCUUCUUCCCUUGAGUGAGUUGACUGCGACGUCGAUUCUCGGGGGUCGUGUUCCUGGACAUGAAAUCAUUGGUCAGCUAUAUGCUCGUCAGAUAGCGAGUGCCAUUGUCACCAAAUCACCGAACGAAAACCGCCUGCUCGUUCUGGGAUUAGGGUUGGAAACAGCUGAAGCUGACCGUGAUGUUUUCUUUGCUGUCAUAGACCUUGCCCUCCAGUGCAUCUAG